CCAGACCAGAUCAUCAACCACUGCGAAUAGCCACUGAGUCCGUGCAGGAAGCCUCCUCGUUCUUGUUCACGCUCACCGUCGCAUAGUCUGCUUUAUAGAUCUUUUGCCCCGUCUGCCCUCGGCCCGGUAUUCCCUCGGCGAUCUGCUUAAUCUUGUCCUGUUCGAUCGGCUGGGAGUGCUAAUUUAGAGGAGACGAGCACCCGCCAACACCCUACGAAAGGUUCCCUACGCGAUCCCUCCUCCCAUCUCCUUUCCUUCCUGGCUUUAAUGAGUUCAAAGAAAUACGGUGGCCCUGAAAUGGUGCAGCUGGAUGGACGGAGUACACCUGCUGCUACAUUCCUAAAAUCAUCUGCUAGAUUUCUUGAACAGAAUCAAGGAUAUCGGCCCUUGCUGCUAUCAGACGACAUGAAGCCAUACGGUGCUGGGUAUUCGCACGCAGAUAUUGCUCGGGCGAACGGCACAAAACCAUCCAAGAGCUCAUCAUCAGCUGAGCCCCCGACGAGUCCGAAACUGGACCGGAAAGUUACAUACACAGAUCUUGAUGACGACUGGGACGCUUCUUUAGAUGUUGACGUGAUGGCGCUUGGCAUCAAGCCCGUCAACUCAUUGUCUUCGGCACACUCCUCAUCAUCAUACAGCACAUCUCCGCCUUCGCUAUCGACAUCCAGCCAAGGCUCCACAAUAAGCCAACCAGACACGAUACAUUCAUCUCAUGCGGAUCUAUACCCUGCGCCGCGUCGACCAUCACCUAGACUCGAUAGUCUGAAACCCCAGUAUGAGCGCAUAGUCAAAGAUCCCGCGAACGCGCUCCAUAUGAUUUACCAGCCGGACAUUUCAUCGAUCAGCGACACCUCUCCCGCAGAGAUUGAAGCUCUUAAUGCACGGAUUGCGCGGAUAAACAAGUUCAAGAGGGUUCUGCAGCCGUCGAAUGUGGAUAUUGCUGCUUUGAGAAAUCUUGCGUGGUCGGGUAUUCCAGAUGAGCUACGGCCGAUGGCGUGGCAGUUAAUGCUGGGGUAUCUGCCGUCCAACACCGAGCGGCGAGUGACAACGCUCGCUCGCAAGCGAAAGGAGUAUAUCGAUGGCGUGAGACAGGCAUUUGGAUCGGCGGCGGGAAACCUAGCAAGCAUCAACUCGAGUACAAAUAACGGUAUCGACCAUGCGGUGUGGCAUCAAAUCAGCAUCGACGUUCCGCGAACGAAUCCACAUCUAAAGCUCUAUAGCUUUGAAUCGACACAGCGAGCUCUUGAGCGGAUAUUGUACGUGUGGGCGAUUCGGCAUCCGGCGAGUGGCUACGUGCAAGGGAUCAACGAUCUGGUCACUCCGUUUUUCCAGGUGUUUUUGUCGGCGUAUGUUGAUGCGGAUAUAGAGUCCUACGACCCAGGACAGCUACCAAAAGAGGUUUUGGAUGUUGUGGAAGCCGAUACGUUUUGGUGCUUGACGAAGCUGCUGGACGGAAUACAAGACAACUAUAUUUUUGCGCAGCCGGGUAUUCAGCGGCAAGUUGCUGCUCUGAAAGAUCUCACUCAACGAAUCGACGCUGGCUUAGCCCGUCAUCUGCAGCAGGAGAAUGUGGAGUUUAUCCAGUUUAGUUUCCGAUGGAUGAACUGUCUGUUGAUGCGCGAGGUGUCUGUCAAAAACACGAUUCGGAUGUGGGACACAUACAUGGCCGAAGGCCCGACCGGGUUUUCCGAGUUCCAUCUGUACGUGUGUGCCGCGUUUUUGGUGAAGUGGUCGGCGCAGAUACAGACGAUGGAUUUCCAAGAGAUCAUGAUGUUUUUGCAGAGCCUGCCGACGCAGGACUGGGGAGAGAAGGAUAUCGAGCUGCUGUUGAGCGAGGCGUAUAUGUGGCAGUCUCUGUUUAAGAACGCGACAGCUCAUCUGCGACCCGGCGGGCCGUCGUAGACGCAUCUAUAUCUCUUUGUUUGUUUUGGAGCUGGG
Molecule: messenger RNA, 1938 nt
Organism: Myxozyma melibiosi
Lineage: Eukaryota; Fungi; Ascomycota; Lipomycetes; Lipomycetales; Lipomycetaceae
Product: putative GTPase activating protein
Exons: 5
Coding region: 268-1902 (544 amino acids)
Biological process (GO): activation of GTPase activity
Cellular component (GO): Golgi apparatus
Molecular function (GO): GTPase activator activity
Source: RefSeq, a predicted model, not a curated record